Molecule: messenger RNA, 353 nt
Organism: Staurois parvus
Lineage: Eukaryota; Metazoa; Chordata; Amphibia; Anura; Ranidae
Source: the annotation of a GenBank genome assembly
UUAACAUCUGGGGUGAUCAAAUGGUUAACUGUGUGCUGUUUUACAUUAUGUGCUGUGUGUGUUUUACUAGGGAAACAUGCUGCUAGAAAUACACAGCAGCAUGUUAUUCCUGGAAAGAGAGAGACCUAUGUUGUUUACACACAGGUCUCUCCCCUGUCAGUGUUACUCGGCAAUUGCUGGGUGCCAGCGGGGAAUCUCCUUCCGGGACUCAGUGAGUGACAUCUGUAGCUGCCAAUGAUGGUGUGGGUAGGGCAGGGUGCGGGUACGCCCCCCUACCCGGAAAUACAAAAUGACAUAUACAUAUAGGUGAUUUUGCGCAGACCUGCCGCCCUGUAGCAGUAUCUCUGCUAUAG